Molecule: messenger RNA, 1287 nt
Organism: Periophthalmus magnuspinnatus
Lineage: Eukaryota; Metazoa; Chordata; Actinopteri; Gobiiformes; Gobiidae
Gene: tp53i3
Product: tumor protein p53 inducible protein 3
Exons: 8
Coding region: 31-1125 (364 amino acids)
Molecular function (GO): quinone binding; NADPH binding; quinone reductase (NADPH) activity
Source: RefSeq, a predicted model, not a curated record
GCUGGACUGCGCCAGUUGCAGCUGAAUCGGAUGCACCACCUUUUGAAGACUGGGACAUUUCUACUUGGAAAAACCUACAGCACAUCUUGUAUCAGGUGCAGCUCUUCUGAAGUGAAAAUGAUGCGUGCAGUUUGUGUGGAUGAACCAGGAGGACCAGAGACCCUUCAGAUCCAGACUAUCCCUAGACCUGAGCCUGGACCCGGGGAAGUCCUGGUCCGAGUCCACGCCACAGCCCUGAACAGAGCCGACCUCCUGCAGAGGCGUGGUCUUUACCCCCCUCCCCCCGGGGAGAGUGAGAUAUUGGGUCUGGAGGUCUCUGGGAUCGUGGAGAAGACCGGACCCGGGGUUAAGUCCAUGUUUAAACCCUCAGACCGGGUCAUGGCGCUGCUGUGCGGAGGAGGCUACGCAGAGUUUGUAAAUGUUCCUGAAGAUCUUCUCCUGUUUGCUCCUCCAAACAUCUCGAUCUCUGAAGCAGCUGCCAUCCCCGAGGCCUGGCUCACUGCCUUCCAACUACUGCACUUUGUAGCCCAUGUCCAGGAGGGAGAAGUGGUUCUGAUACACGCGGGGGCCAGUGGAGUUGGGUCGGCCGCGGUCCAGCUCGUGCGACUGUUUAAAGCGGUGCCUUUAGUGACAGCAGGAACGCAGGAAAAACUAGCACUGGCCAAGUCACUGGGAGCUGCCCAAGGAUUCAACUACAGAGAGGAGGACUAUGUGGCCGGAGUGCACCAGUUUACAGGAGGCAGAGGAGCAGACGUGAUCCUGGACUGUAUCGGAGGCUCAUGUUGGGAGCAGAAUGUCUCUUGUCUGGCGGUGGACGGCCGGUGGGUGCUGUAUGGGACACUAGGGGGCAGCACUGUCAAUGGAGAUUUACUGAAGAGACUUCUGUCCAAACGAGGCCAGCUCCUCUGCAGCCUGCUCCGCUCCAGAAGUCUGCAGUACAAGUCAUCCCUGAUCAACGCCUUCUCCUCUUUGGUGUUGCCUCACUUCUCUGAUCCUGAGCUCCUAAGGCCAGUGAUCGACUGCGAGUUCAACCUGGACCAAGUCUGUGACGCCCACUUACACAUGGAAGCCAACAGGAACAUGGGGAAAAUCAUACUAAAUGUCAUUCCCAAAACUACACACUGAUUUAAAGAAGACAUACUGUGUCUGCUUGAAUGAUAAUCUAUGACACCUGUGGAAAAUUUGUUUACAUUUUGGACAAGUUAAAUAGCAGUAUUGAUCUAAAUCUACAGGUCCACUGAGUUUCGGAUUGGAAAAUUGUGGAGUCCAGUGAGAGCCGAUUCCUGC